AUGGGAGACGCAUCACCCGAUUCCAACUAUCUCAUUGAGCAGCUCAAUCUGCUGGUUCAAAGUACAGAGACUCUAAGCCGAGGAGUCGACGAAACCCAACGUCUAGAGCUUCAGCGCCUCACUCGCCUUGCUUCGGUCGCUUUGGAAACACCACCCGAGACCACGGAACGCGUCAUCUUCGCAUACCUACCUCUGGUCACUGCACGCAUCAGCAACGACUAUGGCAUCCUCGCCAACUUGGUCAAAGGCAGCGAGGUCAAUCCAGUAGCUUUGUCCGACCUUGUUAAGACCAGUGGUUUGGACAGAUCUCUUGUUAGCUCCAUCAUGGACUACCACUGCUACGAGGGCUCCGCGAUUGAGCCUCGCCAGGGCUUUUAUGCGCCCACGAAGCUCACCCGUAACAUGACGGAUCCAUCUUUCGUCCACUCCUCAACCACCUUCCACGACAUGGUUGGACCCGGUUUUGGGGCUCUUCACCGUCUUCUCAAGAAUGGGCCUGAUCAAACUGGUCAGAAGACGGCCUUCCAAGUCGGGCACCACACCACCAACAGCUUCUACGACUGGGUCGAAUCCCGGCCGGAGGUCCACGAGGCGUUCUACGGCUACAUGGCUGGCCUGCACUCCAUCAUGGCGCGUUGGAUCAACGCUGUGGAUUUCGAUAAGGACUUUGCGCGUAAUGUCAAGGUGAACGAGGUGGUUUUCGUCGAUGUCGGCGGUGGCGACGGUGGCCAGUGUCUUGAGGUGCAGAAAGCGCAUAAGCUGGGCGGAAAGAUUAUUCUGCAGGACCGUGCUGUUGUCAUUGACAAGGCUACCAAGGCUAAGGAGGCUGGGAUCGAGUGCAUGGUGCACGACUUCUUCACUGAGCAGCCAGUCAAAGACGCCCGUGUCUAUUGCAUUCAGUUCUGUCUCCUCAACUGGAACGAUGAGGACUGUGUGCGUAUUCUCGCGGCUCAGACUCCUGCCAUGGGACCUGACAGUGUAUUGCUCAUUUCGGACUACGUGCAAGGACUACGAUGGGAGAACGAAGGUGGGCCUCUAGAGGCGGAUUUGUUCACACCGGCCGUAGCCCUCUCUUCGCACAUUUGCCAUGGAGCUAAGGGAAGGUCCCGCGCAGACUACCGUGAGCUUUUGGAGCGUGCUGGGUUAGAGCUAAAGGAAGUCAAGGCGCUGACCAGUUUCGGUCAGGCAUUGAUCAUCGCUAAGAAACUGUAG
Exserohilum turcica Et28A is the source of this 1212-nucleotide messenger RNA. RefSeq lists its product as uncharacterized. The coding region runs from base 1 to 1212 and encodes 403 amino acids. NCBI's taxonomy places the organism in Eukaryota, Fungi, Ascomycota, Dothideomycetes, Pleosporales, Pleosporaceae. The transcript has a single exon. Gene Ontology annotation, molecular function: O-methyltransferase activity. The record is from RefSeq and is a predicted model, not a curated record.